Molecule: messenger RNA, 967 nt
Organism: Musa acuminata AAA Group (dessert banana)
Lineage: Eukaryota; Viridiplantae; Streptophyta; Magnoliopsida; Zingiberales; Musaceae
Product: transmembrane emp24 domain-containing protein p24beta3-like
Exons: 4
Coding region: 14-799 (261 amino acids)
Biological process (GO): endoplasmic reticulum to Golgi vesicle-mediated transport; intracellular protein transport; Golgi organization
Cellular component (GO): endoplasmic reticulum-Golgi intermediate compartment; COPII-coated ER to Golgi transport vesicle; Golgi apparatus
Source: RefSeq, a predicted model, not a curated record
AAACACAAAUACGAUGAAUGAAACGCCUCACGAGCUCGAUCGAGGGCUUUCCAAACCCUACGGCUGGAAGAACCGGAUCGAAGGAGAAAUCCCCACGAAAAGAGGGAGAAGAGAGGGGAAACGGGAUCGAGAUCAAGCUUGGCGUUCAAUGGAGAGGACGAGGAGAUCGGUCGGACUCGCGGAGGUCUUCUUGAUCCUCGGGCUCCUUGCGACCGUACCCUGCCGUCUCUCCGCUCUGUCCGUCACUGUCAACGACGUGGAGUGCGUCUACGAGUUCGUCCUCUACGAAGGCGAUACCGUCUCGGGCAAUUUCGUUGUCGUGGAUCACGAUAUCUUUUGGAGCUCCGAUCACCCUGGCAUCGAUCUUGUCGUGACAUCACCAGCUGGUAACACUGUGCAUUCCUUGAAGGGAACUUCUGGUGACAAGUUUGAGUUCAAGGCUCCAAGAGGUGGAAUGUACAAGUUCUGCUUUCAUAAUCCAAACAGAACACCAGAGACUGUCUCCUUUUACAUUCAUGUAGGCCAUAUUCCAAACGAACAUGACCUAGCCAAAGAUGAGCAUCUAAACCCAAUUAAUGUGAAAAUUGCGGAGCUUAGAGAAGCAUUGGAGUCUGUCACAGCAGAACAACGUUAUCUAAAAGCACGUGAAGCUCGUCAUCGCCACACAAAUGAGAGCACCAGAAGGCGCCUUACCGUCUACACAUUGACCGAGUACUUGGUGCUGGCUUGUGCAAGUGGGCUUCAGGUUGUGUACAUCCGACGCUUGUUCAACAAAUCAGUGGCAUACAACAGGGUGUAGACUUCGACCUCAGUCUUAGUUGCCGGUCUUGUUCUAGGGCUUGUCCCAGAGGGUCCAUAUCUAUCUUUCUUUUAGAAGUGAGUAGUGAGAAACUGAUGGUACAUUCCAUUGUAUUCUCUAAGACCGAACUAAUUAUAUCAUAUGGUUUAUCGUUUCUGUUCUCUUGUA